Molecule: messenger RNA, 1741 nt
Organism: Olea europaea var. sylvestris
Lineage: Eukaryota; Viridiplantae; Streptophyta; Magnoliopsida; Lamiales; Oleaceae
Product: transcriptional corepressor LEUNIG_HOMOLOG-like
Exons: 11
Coding region: 416-1558 (380 amino acids)
Molecular function (GO): transcription corepressor activity; protein binding
Source: RefSeq, a predicted model, not a curated record
AUAAAUCACCACCAGGGCCGCUCCCGAACCUCAUCCCGAGGCUGGCGUCAUGCAUAAUCCCUUAUUUGGCUCCCCUUCCAAACCUGAGGCUCAGAUCCACUUUGCCAGCUAAUUACUCAGCUCUGGCAUCUCAUUCUACCCUCAAGUGUUGAAGUGCUUCACUGGUUGAACAUUUUUUUUUUCUCUCUCUUGGAAAGUUUUUCGAUUCGUUUUCCGAACAAAUUCUCGAUAGCAAUCUCUGUAUGCGCACGCACAAAUAGUUAUAUUCAGUUUUAUGCAUUUUAAAUUAGGGUUUUUUUACGGGAAGAUAUAAUCAAUGCACGAUUUGAUCUCACUGACAGGACUUUGUUCUCAGUGGAAGCACGCGUGAUUGAUUGUACGAACUGUGUGGAGUGAGCGUUUAAAGUAGUAUAUCAUGGCACAGAGUAAUUGGGAAGCAGAUAAGAUGCUUGAUGUUUACAUUCACGAUUAUUUGUUGAAAAGAAACUUGCACAAUUCUGCAAAAGCUUUCAUGACGGAAGGGAAGGUUGCUACAGACCCUGUAGCUAUUGAUGCACCGGGAGGAUUUCUCUUUGAAUGGUGGUCUGUCUUUUGGGACAUCUUCAUUGCACGGACAAAUGAGAAACAUUCUGAGGCAGCUGCAGCCUACAUUGAGACCCAACAAAUGAAAGCAAGGGAGCACCAACAGCAGCUUCAAAUGCAGCACUUGCAACUCAUGCAGCAGCGCAGUGCCCAGUUACAACAAAGGGAUCCUAAUCAUCCUCCCAUUGGUGGUCCCAUUAAUUCAAUGAAUUCUGAAGGGAUGAUAGGACAACCAUCUGCCAGUGCAUUGGCUAUGAAAAUGUAUGAAGAAAGUAUGAAGCACCCACACUCUAUGGAUUCAGAAACUUCUCCAAGUAUUGAUGCUAAUAGGAUGGCACUUUUCAAGUCAGCAACCAAUAACCAAGGCCAAUCGGUACAUGGCAAUUCUGGGAGCAUGCCUGCAGCAUUGCAGCAAAUGCAAGGACGGCCUCAACUGGUCAAUGACAUUAAACAGGAAGUUAAUUUGGGGGCAACUCAAAAAUCCUUGCCUAUGGAUCCCUCCUCUAUUUAUGGGCAGGCAAUUCUUCAGUCAAAAUCUGGACUUGGUGGGGCAGUGUUGAAUCAAGGAGUCACUGGUCUUCCGCUGAAGGGUUGGCCUUUAACUGGCAUAGACCAAUUACGGCCAGGUUUGGGCUUGCAAGUGCAGAAGUCCAAUUUACAGAGCCAAAAUCAGUUUCUUUUAGCAUCACAACAGCAGCAGGUCCUAGCACAAGCUCAAGCACAAGGAAACCUUGGAAGUUCGCCUAACUAUGGAUUUGGAGGAUUACCAAGGGGUAACUUAAGUGCAAAAGAUGGCCAAGUUGCAAGAAAUGAUGGAUCUAUAUGCUCACCCGUGCAAUCAAAUUCGCCAAAGGCUCCACCAAGAAAGGCUAAUGGAGUUUGGAUUCCUUGGCAGUAUAUAAAUUCAAACUCACGAGAACUAAAGGAAGGAGGCAUAGACCAGGUCCUACUAAAAGCAAAACAAUGCACCAUAUGAAAGAAUGAAAUAAAUGGGAAGUAUUACUUCCUAUACAAAGAAAGCAAGUGAGAAGCAAACUAACUCACUCUAAUACUGGGAAGUCCAUACCCGUCACUUUGUACAAUAGACCGAAGUUGUCAUGGGAGGUCAAGAGGUUUAUACUCUUGAUAAUGGCGCUGGUCCCAACCUGAUGCAAGUGAA